AUGGCUACCGACAAGGGACUCGAGGAUGUCCCCGAGGGACAGAUCGAGUCUAACUACGAUGAGACCGUCGACUCUUUCGACGAGAUGAACCUGAAGUCUGAGCUGCUUCGCGGUAUCUAUGCUUACGGUUUCGAGCGCCCGUCUGCAAUCCAGCAGCGGGCUAUUAUGCCUGUCAUCAAGGGACACGAUGUUAUUGCCCAGGCCCAGUCUGGUACGGGCAAGACUGCGACCUUCUCCAUCUCGGUUCUCCAGAAGAUCGACCCCAACGUCAAGCAGUGCCAGGCUCUCAUCCUUGCGCCGACCCGUGAGCUUGCUCAGCAGAUUCAGAAGGUCGUUGUCGCCAUCGGCGACUUCAUGAACGUUGAGUGCCACGCUUGCAUUGGUGGCACCAGCGUUCGUGAGGACAUGAAGGCCCUCCAGGAUGGCCCCCAGGUCGUCGUUGGCACGCCCGGCCGUGUCCAGGAUAUGAUUCAGCGCCGCUUCCUCAAGACCGAUGCCAUGAAGAUGUUUGUUCUUGAUGAGGCCGACGAGAUGCUUUCGCGUGGUUUCACCGAGCAAAUCUACGACAUCUUCCAGCUGCUGCCGCAGUCUACCCAGGUCGUUCUUCUUUCCGCCACAAUGCCCCAGGAUGUGCUCGAGGUCACCACCAAGUUCAUGCGCGACCCUGUCCGCAUCCUGGUCAAGAAGGACGAGCUUACCCUCGAGGGUAUCAAGCAAUUUUACAUUGCUGUCGAGAAGGAGGAGUGGAAGCUCGACACUCUGUCUGAUCUCUACGAGACCGUCACCAUUACCCAGGCCGUCAUUUUCUGCAACACUCGCCGCAAGGUCGACUGGCUGACUGAUAAGCUCACGGCCCGUGACUUUACGGUCUCUGCCAUGCACGGCGAUAUGGACCAGGCUCAGCGUGACCUGAUUAUGAAGGAGUUCCGGUCAGGCUCCUCGCGUGUCCUGAUUGCCACCGAUCUCCUCGCCCGUGGCAUCGACGUCCAACAGGUUUCCCUCGUUAUCAACUACGACCUUCCCGCCAACCGGGAGAACUACAUCCACCGCAUUGGUCGUGGCGGUCGGUUCGGUCGUAAGGGCGUCGCCAUCAACUUCGUUACUGCCGAGGAUGUGCGCAUGAUGCGCGAGAUCGAACAGUUCUACAGCACCCAGAUUGAGGAGAUGCCCAUGAAUGUGGCCGACCUGAUCUAA
Molecule: messenger RNA, 1194 nt
Organism: Canariomyces notabilis
Lineage: Eukaryota; Fungi; Ascomycota; Sordariomycetes; Sordariales; Chaetomiaceae
Product: DEAD-domain-containing protein
Exons: 5
Coding region: 1-1194 (397 amino acids)
Molecular function (GO): RNA binding; RNA helicase activity; ATP binding
Source: RefSeq, a predicted model, not a curated record